UUUUAGCUACUAUGCAGUACAGCUAUGGAACCAACUCCCAGAGGACAUCAAAAAUGCUCCUGCUGUUGGCAGCUUCACAUCUAGAUUAAAGACCAAGUUGUUCUCAGAUGCUUUCUGCUAACUGUAAGAGUCAACAAGGAAGAAAGUUCUAUUGCAUUUAAAGACACAUGACAUCAGGAAUUAGAAGACUACCUGAAAGAAAAGGAGACACAAGAUCAUGGAGAAUAAUUUGUGGAAAGUUGUGUGUGUUGUAUGCGCUCAACUCCUUAGUGCUACAGGCUCACUUGGCCAGCUGGAUGUGUGUGGUCGACCUCCACUGAACACCAAGAUUGUGGGUGGUGACGAUGCUCCUGCCGGUGCUUGGCCUUGGCAAGCUAGCGUUCAGGCGAGUGGCCGCCAUUUCUGUGGUGGCAGCCUGAUCAAUAAGAACUGGGUCUUAUCAGCUGCUCACUGUUUCGAAAGUUCCAGUAUUACUGCACGUGACAUCACAAUCUUUCUAGGAAUGGAGAGCCUGGAGGGCACGAACCCGAAUAUGCAGAAAAAAACUGUUCUUAAGAUUAUCAACCACGAAAACUAUAACAGUACCAAACUGAACAAUGAUAUUGCACUCGUCCAGCUCUCCUCUUCAGUAACCUUCAAUAAUUAUGUCAUGCCGGUGUGCCUUGCAGCAAGCAACAGCCUUUUUCUUAAGGGUACAAAAGCCUGGGUCACAGGAUGGGGUAACAUUCGUUUUGGUGUGACCAUGCCCUCCCCUAAAACCCUGCAGGAGGUACAGGUGUCGGUUGUCAAUCACAGUGACUGUGCAAAAAAAUAUGGAUCUGAUAUUAUCACAGAAAAUAUGAUUUGUGCUGCUGAGGGAGGAAAAGGCGCAUGCCAGGGUGAUUCUGGAGGUCCACUGGUGGUCAAGUGCAAUGGAACCUGGGUUCAGGCUGGGAUUGUGAGCUUUGUCAAGGCCAACGAGUGCGCUUCAGCUGUUGUUCCUGAUGUGUACGUCAGAGUGACUCAGUACCAAGACUGGAUCAACCGUCAGAUCGACAGCAAUCAACCGGGAUUUGUUACAUCAACCUGCAGUCGUGGCUCCCCCAAUCACUUCCUUUCAAGAAACCUGAUCCUUUCUUUCUCCAUAAUCCCCUUCCUUCUCUCCCUCUCUAUCUUCCAAUGAUUAUAGUCAAAUUAAACAAAGUACAAAUGAAAGGAGUAAGGUAAAAUUAUAAGUCUAUGAUCUAUGUCUUCCAGAAGAUACAUACUUACAGUGGUGCUUGAAAGUUUGUGAACCCUUUAGAAUUUUCUACAUUUCUGCAUAAAUAUGACCUAAAACAACAUCAGAUUUUCACACAAGUCCUAAAAGUAAAUAAAGAGAAUCCAAUUAAACAA
Neoarius graeffei (lesser salmon catfish) is the source of this 1374-nucleotide messenger RNA. RefSeq names its product chymotrypsinogen A-like. Gene Ontology annotation, molecular function: serine-type endopeptidase activity. Lineage: Eukaryota; Metazoa; Chordata; Actinopteri; Siluriformes; Ariidae. The transcript is spliced from 7 exons. Gene Ontology annotation, biological process: proteolysis. The coding region runs from base 218 to 1162 and encodes 314 amino acids. The record is from RefSeq and is a predicted model, not a curated record.